Molecule: messenger RNA, 648 nt
Organism: Acanthosepion pharaonis
Lineage: Eukaryota; Metazoa; Mollusca; Cephalopoda; Sepiida; Sepiidae
Source: the annotation of a GenBank genome assembly
AUGUGUAUUUAUUUACCCGAUCUGUUUUUCACUGUCUUCUUGUUUUCCUUGCAAGAGUUUUAUUGUCAUUUCAAUAAUUUUAACUCUGAACUAUGCGAUUUUUCCCAGUUGCCUGAUAUCAUUACUCUGGUAAAUAUAUAUAUCUAUCUAUCUAUCCCUUUCUGUUUAUAUCUAUCUAUCUAUCUAUCUAUCUAUCUAUCUAUCUAUCUAUCUAUCUAUCUAUCUAUCCGUGUGUCUGUCUGUUGCUAUCUAUCUAUCUAUCUAUCUAUCUAUCUAUCUAUCUAUCUAUCUAUCUAUCUAUCUCUUUCUGUUCAUAUCUAUCUAUCUAUCUAUCUAUCUAUCUAUCUAUCUAUCUAUCUAUCUAUCUAUCUAUCUAUCCGUGUGUCUGUUGCUAUCUAUCUAUCUAUCAAUCUAUCCCUGUGUCAGUAUGUUGUUAUCUAUCUAUCUAUCUAUCUAUCUAUCUAUCUAUCUAUCUAUCUAUCUAUCUAUCUAUGUCUUUCUGUUCAUAUCUAUCUAUCUAUCUAUCUAUCUAUCUAUCUAUCUAUCUAUCCGUUUCUCUUUUUCUCUGUUAUCUUUUUUUGUUUUUCCCCUUUUCUUCCACUUUACACAACACUUUCUGUCUCUCUAUCACUUUCUGAAAUACAUUGA